Messenger RNA from Zingiber officinale, 5099 nucleotides. RefSeq names its product protein NETWORKED 1D-like. Gene Ontology annotation, molecular function: actin filament binding. The transcript is spliced from 6 exons. Lineage: Eukaryota; Viridiplantae; Streptophyta; Magnoliopsida; Zingiberales; Zingiberaceae. Bases 582 to 4859 code for a protein of 1425 amino acids. Gene Ontology annotation, cellular component: plasma membrane. The record is from RefSeq and is a predicted model, not a curated record.
GUGUGCAGAUUGCUUCACUCCAUUUAUUCCAAUCUUCAAUUCCAUGCGUAAUUUCUGCCAACUUUGGCGUCCCGAUCCCGCAGCCUUUCCUUAUCUGCCAUUUUCUCUUCCCAAAAAUGUUCCUUGGCAAGGCUCUUGCCGUCUGUAGUCCCUCGCCUGGAGCAUUCGAAGGAGAGGCGAAGGGGUAGCAAUCGGGAUGAGAGUUGGUGGCGGAGCAGCUGGGAUUUUUGGCUUCUGGUUGAUUAAGAAAUCAUUCCUUACUAAAAAGUGUGUUUUUGUUUUUCCUCGCUGCUUUUGCUGCUGAUCGAAUCAUGGCCGGAACUCGGGGCUUCACUUAUCUUCGAAGUUUGAUUGCCACAACCUCCGAACAUUAGGGUUGAUCUCUGCCCAUGCUCUCUUUGGGCAUAUGUAGCAAAACUAGUUCCUGAUUGAUCAUUGAUUGAAGAGAUGGUUCUCCAUGAGUGUUUGUAACACAAUUAUAAUAGCAAUCUGUGGGAAUUAUUUGGUUCUUCAGUCAUUUAUAUUAAUACAAGCAGAGCAGAGCCAUUUGUUAUAGAGGUUCCUUUGGAUACACUAUAUUCAUGGCGACAUUGUCAUGUGCUGAAUCCCGGCGCUUGUAUUCAUGGUGGUGGGAUAGUCAUAUCAGUCCCAAGCUCUCUAAAUGGCUUCGGGAUAACCUUACCGAUAUGGAUAACAAGAUUGAAUCAAUGAUCGGGCUUAUAGAGGAAGAUGCUGAUUCCUUCGCCCAAAGAGCUGAAAUGUACUAUAAGAAACGUCCCGAGCUUAUAAAUCUAGUGGAGGAAUUUUAUCGAGCAUACCGUGCUCUAGCAGAAAGAUAUGAUCAUGCGACUGGGGCACUGCGUCGGGCUCAUCAAACUAUAGUAAAAGCAUUUCCCAACCAGAUCCCGGAUGAAAUUUCUGUUGAGUCUCUACAUGAAUCUCCUGCUCCUGGUUCGAGAAUGAAUAACCAUCAAUUGCCUAUGGGAAUCUCUGACCCUGACGAUGAUGUUUUACUCCGUGAUCUUUUAGGAUUGUCAUUGUGCGGUGAAACAGUGACAUUGGACGAGGCAUAUUCUGACGAAAGUAAGGUGGAGUCAUUUGGAAACAUUUUGAAGCAAAUAAAUGAAAUGUUUCCAAGCAAAGAGGAUAAAGCUGGUGCUGCAUUUGGCAAUGAGACCGAAGAUAAUUUUUUAGAUUAUAAAUUACUUUGGAAAGAAAAUUCCAGGUUGUUGAAGGAAAACCAGGAACUGAAGCAACAAAUCGCUUCAGAGUCAGCAUGUGCUGAUAAAAGUGAAAAUGACAUUCAGUGCCUUAAGGAGGUCUGCUUUAAUGAAAAAUCUGAAAAACAAGAUGUUUUGGUUCAGUAUGAAGUAUCGAUCGCAAGAUUAUCUUACCUGGAGCAUGAAAUCUCCCACAUCAAAGCAGAACUUAAGCAGCUCAAUGAUGAGAUGACGAUAGAGGCUUCAAGUUUAAACAGUGCCGAAGAGCAAAGUCUUGUUUCGGAGACAAACCACUCUUUGCAGUUGGAAUUUGACAUUCUAAAGCAGAAAAUACGAAAGCAAAAAGAAAAUCUUGAUAGGAAGGCGCAGGAGCUGGAGAUUCUCAACAUGUCCUUACAAAAUGAACAACAAAGAAAUUUGACGGCUGAAAUGACUUGCCAAUCGAUAAAGCAGCAGCACACUAAGGAGAUAAAGCACCUGGAAUUGGAGAUUAAAAGUGGAGUUGAAAAGUUGAAGGAUGCAGAAGAAAAACUUGAGAAUCUGAGGGAGGAAAAUGGCAGGUUGAGGCAGCACAAGCUAUCAUCUGCUUUAAAAAUAGCGACUCUUCAGGAUGAGAUAAUUUCACUAAUGGAUUUAAGAAGGAAAUUUGAAGAUGAAAUUGAUCAUAUUGAGCAAAAUGAAGAUCUUCAGCUGGAGUUACAUUGUCUAACAAACAACAAAUAUGAUUCGGAAGGGAAGUAUCAUAUGCUACUCGAGGAAAUACAAGCAGUCAAUUUAAAGGUACAAUCCCUUCAGGUAUCGAUAAAAGAUUCAAGACUUAAUAAUGUUGAGUUGGCAGAUACACUCAAGAUGAAUCGAACUGCACAUCAUAAUCUAGAAAACUUAAACCAUAUGCAGUGGCAGUCAGAAAAAAAUGCAGCACUUGAAGCUUCACAUUCAAAUGCCAACGAUGAACUACAUAGUCUAAGAAUGAAAAUAGAAGAAUUAGAGGAAUCUCAGGUAGUGGGAAUCGAGAAGAGUCUGGAGAGUUUGGAGGGCAGAUGUCAUGAGGGAGAAGACAAAAAUUUGACUCUGGAGAAGGGUAGAGACUUGAUGCUUCAUUGUGUCGCUAAGCUGCAAGAAUUGUUACAGCUCGAGAAGGAAAAACAAAAUACCCUUAGUCAGUCCAGAAAGAGUCAGCUGAAGGCACUCACUGAUCAGAUACAUCUGCUCGAGGAAGAAUGUUGCAAAAGGGAAGACGUUUUUGAUAUGGAGCAGCUAAAGAUAAUGAAUGCUGAGAUAGAGUUAUUCGUUUUGCAGAGAUGUUUAUGCGAGAUGAAAGAUGAGAACUUGUUUCUUUCAGUUAAGUCUCACAAAGAUGAAGAGGCAUUGAGACACACAGAGGGACGUAUUCUGGAGCUUGAGAGGGAAUGCCUGAACCAAGAACAAAAGAUGCAAUAUUUAGUUGAGAAUAACGAGAAACUCAGGGAGUGGGUUCGACUAUUAAUGCAAUCGCUUAAGAUUGAUCUGCAAUACGUCCCUAUAGAAGAUAUAAAAAAUGGCAUUAUUUUACAGGUUGCUUUACGUGAAAUUCAACAGAUGCUAAAUGCUAUUUCAGAUGCCAAGGAUGAAAAGCAGCGUCUACUUCUUGAGAAUUCAGUAGUUCUUGCCCUUUUAGAACACUUUCAGAAGUAUGCCGCUGAGCUGAGAGCUGAAAAGGCUGUGCUUGUCGAAGAAUCUGGAGUCAGAUUACUUGAGUAUACGAUGCUGAGAAGCAAGAAGGAUGAGUUACAUGUGACGAAUGAAGAACUGAAGAAGGAGAUCCAGGUUAGCAACCAAAGGGUGGUUACACUGAAGGCUGAAGUAGAUUUGCUGUUUAGACAGUUAAUGUAUUCACAAGAAGUUCAUCGGGCAUUACAAAUUGAAGUAUCCAAAUUGGUCGAGGAAAGUAAAUCGAUCUCAAAGAAACUUUUGGAUCUGAGUCAAGCAAAGGUCAAACUCGAAGAGGAGGAUAAUGUAAUGCUAGCAGAAGUUUUGGCCACGGAUUACCUUUCUACGAUCUUUAAGAGCCUCAAUUCAGAUAGAGAAUAUGAAAUAACCCUAUUAAGCAAUGAAAGAGCACUUCUUUACGAGUUGGCCAUCAAGCUUGAACAGAAGAUCAUUCUACUAGAAGAGGAAAACACAAAUCUCAAGGUGCCGUUAAGCAACAUGAACUGUUGUCGAAGUUCACAAACUUUGGUUGUGAGUAGUCGCCUACCGCAGGUCAACCAUAGACAUCUUGAGUUGGAUGAUUGUGGCUUCUUGCUGCAGGAGAAUUUGUUUGAGAUGAUCAAUGCAACAGUAUGUAAAGCAAAAGUUCUUGAACUGAUCGAAACCUACGAGAACCUUCAGAGUAAUGCCAUUCUGCAAAGGGAAGUUGUGCAAGAGGAGAUCACACUAAGUCAACCAGUUGAUGAGUUGGAGAAAAAGAUCGGAGAGCUUGAAGAGGAAAACAAUGAACUGAGGGCUGACUUGAGUGCGCACGAACUUUUCUUGGGCUUGUUGUGGGAUGACAUUGUCGUUUUGGAAGAACUUACUCUUUCCCUCACGAAACGACAUUCAACAUCAACCAGUCAAAUAGAAGAGGUUAAUCAGCUCGAGUUUUAUCCUUCUACUGCAAGCAAUCAAGAUGCUAGUUCAGACUGCAAUGCCUCAACACCUAUGCGACUGUAUGAAUUGCAGGAGAAAGUCAAAGUUCUUCAGGAGGUGCUGAUAAACACCGGAAGUAUGAUCGAACUGGAACGGUUUGAUUCACAUGCCAGUUUGGAGGCUGCAUGGAAAGAAAUCGAAUGGUUACAAUCAAAGGGGAAGCGGAAUUCUGAUAAAAGUGCAAGUAAAUCGCGGCGCAAAAGAAACACCAACAAAGAUGUACAACUUGAUAUUGUUUUCAAUCCUCCACGACGUGGGAAUAAAAUUCUUUCUCACGGACGAAAGGAUAGAGAAAACAGUGAAACCGACCAGAAGUUCGAGGUCUGGGGGACAGGAUAUAGCAGCAAGAACGAUACCGGUGGAUCAUUGCUAACAGAGAACAAUAGAGCAUAUUAUCAGAGUGACGAAGAGGAAGAGAAUUACACAUCGAGCAGACUAGUUGCUGAGAAACAAGAUAUGCCAUGUGAGGUUGCACCACUCCAGGAGUGGAACAAGAGAGUCAUAAAGUGGCUUUAUUCUGAUGCCCAACGGUUAUCGGUCCUACAAGCAAGUUUGCAAGAACUACACAAGAGUGCUGAAAAAUCUAUAAAGAUUAGACAUUUGGCUCGGCCGGAAAUCAACUCCAUCAAGGAUCAACUGAAAGUAACUGAUGAAUCCUUAUCACAGCUUAUUGAUGUCAACAAUGAGCUGAAAAGCAAUGUGGAAAACCUUUCUCCUUCCUCAUCCUACCAGAUUUAUGAAUCUGAUAUCGAGAGCAAAAGGAGGAAGCAAAUUUUUGACUGGGCUAGAAAGGCGUCUGAGAAAAUUGGAAGGCUGGAAUUCGAGAUACCAAAAAUCAAAUAUAGUUUGCUGAAAUUUGACGAAGAACAUAUGAACAAGAGAGCCAGAAUUAAGAGAAGACCCGGGAUUCAACUCAGAGAAUUCAUCUAUGGAAGAAGAAACACCAGAAGGCACAAAGAAGCUUCUUCCUGAGAUUGUAUCAAGGCAACAUCAACUAAUGACUACCUUGCUCUCUUAUUAGCAAUUGUAUCACUCCUCACGGAUAGAUAGUUUGUAGUAGUAUCCAACUCGCAAAUGAGAAAGGUAUUUUCUGAUUAAGAGACUGAGUGGUACCUGAAGAUGUUGAUCUAGUUACUUCAAUGCAAGGACAUUCUCUUGUAUUUGUUGUAUAUUUAUGUCAUCUUAAUCUAUCUUCCAAAAACUUUUAGACAA